This is a messenger RNA of Lytechinus variegatus (green sea urchin), 615 nucleotides long. RefSeq names its product putative potassium channel regulatory protein. NCBI's taxonomy places the organism in Eukaryota, Metazoa, Echinodermata, Echinoidea, Temnopleuroida, Toxopneustidae. Bases 1 to 615 code for a protein of 204 amino acids. The transcript has a single exon. The record is from RefSeq and is a predicted model, not a curated record. Gene Ontology annotation, molecular function: protein binding. Gene Ontology annotation, biological process: protein homooligomerization.
AUGGAUCAGGAUAACUAUGUUGGUUUGAACGUUGGAGGAAAGAUCUACCAGGCAUCUCGCUCAACUCUCUUGCAUUUUCCUAACAGUUUCUUUGCUUCAUUAUUGACCGUCAAAGUACCCUCUGCUACAGAUGAUCAUGGGAAUUACCGCAUCGACCAAGACGGCGAGGUAUUCCGUCACGUUCUCAAUUACCUAAGGUAUGGAAAACUAACUUUGCCAGAUGAUUUCAAAGAUUUUGAUCUACUGAAAUGCCAAGCAGAUUUCUUCGGGCUUGAAUCACUGAAGUCGUCUAUUGUUAGACCAGUUCCAGUCGUUGCAGCAGUGGGACUGAGGUUUGAUGAUGGAAAGGUGUUCCACACGACAAGAGAAACCCUGCUGAAAGUCAAAAACUCGUUCUUUACCAAAAUGCUAAAUGGAGAAAUUACCGUCGCAAGAGAUUUUGAGGGAAACUACGUCAUGGAUAGAGAUGGUGGACAGUUCCACUACAUCCUUAAAUUUCUUCGACAAGAUCCCAUCGAUUACAAUAAUGUCAAAGACAUGAGGUCUCUCUUCGAAGAUGCUAAAUAUUUCGAACUUAAACAAAUGGAAAACACUGUUUAUUCAUAUAUUCGCUAA